Solea solea (common sole) is the source of this 1825-nucleotide messenger RNA. RefSeq names its product lymphocyte-specific protein 1-like. The record is from RefSeq and is a predicted model, not a curated record. NCBI's taxonomy places the organism in Eukaryota, Metazoa, Chordata, Actinopteri, Pleuronectiformes, Soleidae. The coding region runs from base 164 to 1642 and encodes 492 amino acids. The transcript is spliced from 14 exons.
AGAGAGGGAGGGAGGCUGAGCUGCAGAGACAAGAAGAAGACAGCAGUUGUAGAAAAGCUCAAAGUCCAGAACCAGACCCACAUCCAGGAGUAGGAUCAGAACCACAUACACAGGAACCAGGACCAGAGGCCUGGACUAGAGUGGAGGAGCAGCCCAGUCCACCAUGUCAGAGUCCAUCAGAAGGAGGAGUUCCAGCAGACAGCUCCUGCAGAACCUCAUCAGUUUGACGGCCCAGCGGAGCCAGGAGGACGCUGAAGAGGUGGAGCGAGAACGAAGGAGGAGAGCCAGGGAGAAGGAGAGAGAGGAGGGGAGCCCGUCCUGCGCGGUGGCAACUCAUCACGACAACCUCACACACAGUGUGGCUUCGGACUGUGAUCUAAAGCCCAGCUACAGCUUGGUUCUGGAGGAGGACGAGGGCUUUGGUGACUGGAGUCACAGGUUGGAGAACCGUAAUGAACAGGAGGUGAUGAAACAGCCGCCCCUAGCGCCGCAGUUGAUACCAGGGUCAAAGGAGGAGAAACAGCAGGAGGACGCAGAAGAGGCACAGGAGCCAGAGAGAAGCAAUGGAUCACAUGAAGCUUCAACAAUGGCUGUGGAGAAGAUGUCAGAGAGCAAAAAGGAAAUAAAGACGUCAUUUAGCUCGUCAGUUUUUCUGCCACAGGACAUCAGACUGCAACAGACCUCAGGCCAUAAAGCAGACAGAGCGUCAUACCUGGCGGCAGGAACAAUGAGUGGAUGGGCCUGCAGGGUUGAUGGGGAGGAGGAACAGGGGGAGCAAGAAGAGCGGGAGGAAGAAGCAGUGCAGCCCACCUUGGAGACAGAAUGGUCUGCAGAAACCUCACACUACCACAGUGUUGAUGACCCUGCAGAGGAACAACAGAUCUUUACACAUGAGCAGAGGGAAGAGCUCCACCACAUGGGACAGCAAAGACGCAGGGAGGGGGAGGAGGAGGGGGGAGAAGAGGGAGAACACAACAAACCAGACAAGGGCUCAGUGGAGAGAACAGAAAGGAAGAGUGAGGAGGUGGAUGGAAGUUCUGCCAUUUCUCUUUGCAGCAGUGACGGCGAGGAGGCGUUAAACUGCUAUGGGCCCAUGAGCCCAACAUUCAAGAAACUCCUCAUACAGUUUUACCCAGAUGAAAUCAACACCAGAGUCUCACCAGAUGGUAAAUGCAUGAUCAUAGAGAGAGCCGAGUCUCUGAAGAGAAGCGCCAACAUAAAGAAGACGCUGCCAACUGUUACUGUUUCCAAGAUUGACAAGAAACUGGAGCAGUACACACACGCUAUCGAGCUCUCCUCAAAGGAAGGCAGGAUGGGUGGUCAGGCACUGACAGACGUGAUAAGUCCUCCGGAACCUGUUGCCUCUAAGAAGAACCUGUUUGAGGCCGGAGAGGCCUGGAACCAAACCUCCAUCUCAGUCGCAGCAUCCAAGGAAAUCAAAUCAGGUGGAGUUUUGAACAAGAAAAAUCUAUGGGAGAGUCUUGGUGACAUAUUAUCUCCUGGGAGGGAUGGAAAGGAGAGCUCCCCUGGUAAAGGUUACAAGUUCAUGGUGACUGGUCACGGCAAGUAUGAGAAGGUCGACAGCAGCAGUAUUAAAGACGCGAGCUGUCAGUCUGCUACAGAGUUCUAUGAGGAUUUGUAAAACGCAUUCUGGAUUAUCCAAGAGAAAUAUCCUUGGUACUGCACAAGUGUUAGCCACUAUCACGUCAACAUUCUUUUAUUGUAAGCUCUAGGUUAGAAAUCCUCUGAAAUUGUAAUGAAAUGACAAAAUUUAUUUGACCCUGUUAUCAUUUAAUAAAAGUAAGUGUCUUCUCUGUUUAUAAUG